CCCCCGCCCCCGACGUCCCACAAACCUUCUACCGCCUUGCCUGCUACCCUCUUGCGAAGUAAGUUCACUCUUAAUUACGUACUCUCUCGACCUCUCGCCCAAUCGCAGUGUUUGGAUUUUACCAAAGAUUUACGCAAAAGUUUGCUCUUCGAUUCUACGAAAAAUCUUAGGGGAUUCGGUAUUACGUGCACGCGAGUGGAAAUAAACUGAUUUGCAACGAGGGCGAAUUCGUGCUUAAUACAAGGAUUUCGCGGUACUUUCCCAAAUUGUGUGAUAUAUAUGUAUAUAUAUAUAUUUACGUACAUAGAUACAUAUGUGUACAUCACGUUUGACGUGCUUGCGAUAACGGAAUGUAAUUCUAGUAACGCAUUGAGAAAGUUGACGAAUUGAGACGUGCGUACGAGUGACGUAUGUGGCGAUCGAAAUAACCUUAAAAUGUGUAUCAAAGACGAAUAAGCGAUAGUAGUAUAUUGCGUGUGUACAAAAGCAAAGCGAGAGAGCAGGAAAGAAUGAGAUGGAGUGACAGAGUGAGAGAGCGAGAGAGAGAACAUGAUAAUAAGUAAACGGAAGACAGAAGUGGGGAACAUGAAAGGAAAAAAAAGGAUGGAAAGAAUUAAAUGUGUUAAGCCGUUUUUGUAUGGACGAUGAAUAAGAAAAAAAAAAUGUAUUUUUUUAUUUUCGAUGUCCUCAAAAACCCACCUCGAAAUUUGUACGAUUUGACAAACUCUCUCAUAAUACCUAGAAAAUCCCACUUUCAAAAUCUGCACCUUACCCACACGCACACACGGUCCACCGAACUUUUAGGAAAUUUUACAUGUUCGCGGGAAAAAAAAUUUUCUUCGCUAAAAAAACAAUACGAGAUUCUUCUCUCAUUUCGCGAUUGCUUUCCGAUCGUUGCGAAAAACUGAUCCUUUCGGUUCGCGAAUAUGAAUCUUCGAAUUUUCACUUAAAAAUUGCGACCCUUCAGUAAUCCAAAUUCCGUGACGUAAUGCACACUUUUCUGAUAGAAGUAUUCACUUCUAUUUAUUUAUUUAUUUAUUAUUUUCAUACCACUAGCGUGUCUAUUCUCUAUACAAAAAUGUGUCUGUCGCCAUUUGCAAUGUCGUCGAUGUGCAUAACGUUCGCGAAAUCGGCAAAGCUCGCCGAUUUUAUCGCGUACCGUUCUCCAAAAUUUCUCUCGAUGUUAAUGCGCACUCUGUCAGAGUACGACUAGAUCGCGGAAACGGAUGUUACCUGAUUUUAGAUCGAUUUUGAAAAUAAAGAAAAAUUCCAAAAUAUAAAAUCAAUAAAUCUUCCGUUCCCACGAUUUUGAAAGUAUCUCGCCUGUUACUUUGUAUCUCGAUGAUUUUGCUGUUUGCUCGCCUCUGUAAAUCAAAAGUACGAAUCUGACAACUCCUACAGAAAACUUCCGGUUCAACAUACGUAUAUCCGACUUUGGUCUCGAUACCGUAAGAUUCAAAAAUAAAAUCAUUUUACCAAUUUACCAUUGUCUGAUGACGACCAAACACCAUACCGAUCUGUAAAAUAAACAAAAAUUCAAUCGUGCUCUCAAUUAUCUGAUUAUACAGUAAUAUCAAAAAAAGAUUUUUUUGACAAGUAACCUUCAUACUUAAUAUCAUGUAAGGAUACACUUCGAAAAAUUCUAACAAUGACGUACGUAUAAGUACUAACGUGGGAACGAUCUCGCGAUUACCCGCCGAAUCACCAUAGCAACAAACACAAAAACCCUGAGAAUCAUUGACUACGAGAUAUACAGGGUGUUCAAAAACAAUCUAGACCAUAUUAUUGUCUCUCCCUAUAAAAUCGAGGAAAUACUUUUAAUUGAUUUUCUUCAAUUUUCUAAGGUAGACAUUAACGCCAAUCCCAAAUGCAAAUUUACUCGAACACCCUAUAUAUAGAAUCUAAGAAACACUCUUUACGUAUCAUCACGGUGUGCAUAAGAAAUGCUAUUAACUCUCUCGUGUAUUAAUGUUGCAUGUCUCUCUGUCUAUACGUCUUUAAAUCUUGUACACGUCUGUAUGUUUGUCUGCCUGUCAUUGUUGGCUGAUCUACUACGUUGCGGCUUCUCUUGUCUUGUGAGCUCGACUUAAUUUUUACGAGAGUUAUUCAGUCGAAGAGAACAUUUCUCACGUAUUUCACGUGUCAUUAUUAAUAUUAUAUAUAUAUUCAUGAAACAGGAGAAAAAAAGGAGUAAUAUUUUAUUAUAAAAUUUAUUGGUCCAACAUUAAUUACGAAUCUAUUCAAUUGAUCUGAUUAAGUUUCAUCAUAUUUAACGUAAAUAUCGUGAAAAUAUAUAAUCGAUAAUUUUCGUAAAAUAUGUAAGUCGAGUCGCGUUAUUUCUCUCUAUAUGAUCAAUUUUUCUAUGAUAAGAUGUUUAGAUAAAGACGCUUUAAACGUCCCUGGAAAGUCUGUUUGACUAUUCCGUAAUCCCAUCUACCCCAUUUCCAAUUUUUCACAUCUUAACGAUCAUCCCUUAUAAAUCGUUUACCCGUGUAUUUCUCGUUCCACGACGUUACAUACAAAACAAUUGAAUUGUCUGAAAUAAUAUACUUGAAGUCAAUUACUUAAUAAACCCGAGAAUAUAUAUUUAAUUAGACGAAAAAUCGCAUUCUUUUUUCUCGGAUAUAUCAUAUAUAUCGAUCUCAUCAUAUUACUAUAUACUUAUAUAUGAAGGAAAAAGGAUGAGCGCUAUAUAACCGAUCCACGAUAGUCGGUAUCUAUUUUCCAAAAACGAAAUUAAUGAUUUUUCGUAAAUUGCUUAAUUAAAAAAAAAGAAAAGAAAGACAAGAAAAAUCUUCAUUCAAAUCCACUUAUAAUUCGUUCUUGAUAUUAUGAUAAUAUUUUUAAAGAAAAACGUGUCAGGUUUUUACGUAAUGAAAACCAAGAUGGCUCCCGACUAUCUCGGAACGGUCUGUACUUAUGGGAAAUAAUAAUUUCUAGUAUUAAUCGCACCUUGCGCUACCUUAUUUAUCCAGGAACUUCUAUUAAACUUCGUUUGUAUCUUAUCUAUACUAUACUAUACAUACUAUACUUACUUACUAUAGCUUACGUAACCCUUCUAACUCCCACUAAUCUCACAACCCUCGAUGUUUCUACGAUGCAUGUUACUAAUCUAUCUAGCCUACGAUUACUGUUCUGUACUAUUACGCUACGUGUGUAACGCAGAUAAAUUUAGAUAAAAUGUCAUCUUCAACUAUAUCUACUGUGAGUGUGACGUUAAGAGACCCAACCACCUAUGCUACGUACGAUCCAAGUGACCUCGCUACCCUUAAAAAUAAUAAAAUUCAAAUUACCACCAAGCAUAUGAAACUAUUCAAAAAGGCAGUCUUUAUAAGACGAGAUAAAAAAAUUUUCGAAAUAACAAAAAAAUAUAUUAAUCGGAUAGCGACGAUCUUGACGUACGUAUACGAAGAAAUGAUAUCCUGUUGCGAAAGCUCGAAGAACGCAUUUAUCUAAAUUUCCAAGUUUCCCCGUAACGAGAACAAAAAAAAAAGUUGAAAUAAAAAUUUUCUCUUCGUUCUAAUCUUAUUAGCUAAGUCAGUAAAGUGACUAUCUCGUCUGUAACUACGUAUAAAUAAAACGUAUACCCUAAAAGCGCGUUCGCCUAGAUAUUCAUACAUAAUGCGUGUGUGUCUGUUACAUAACGUGCAUAGAUAAAUGCAAUGCCAUGUUGCUGCUACUGUUACUGCUGGUUAAUGUCGUGUGUUGUUGUUGUUUCUCGAUAUUCAACGUAAAUUAAUGAUGUACGCUAUUAUUGACACGCAUUACGAAAUACGUCAUGGUAAAAAAAUUUAUACCUGUUGCAAGAAUAUUUUAAAGAAAUUUUAUCUCUCUUUCGCUUUGUACGUUUCAUCGUUACCCAGUAUCCCAUUUCUAAAGUUUCUUUUUUUCUUCAAUUUUCGAUUUCCUUUGGUUUCCUCUAAUGUUCUUUUUCAUUCCUUCCCUCUCUUUACUAUCGGAAUCACAAAGCCGUGGAAUUUGGGUGCAAACACACUCGUCUACUAAAACACGUUAUAUAACCCAUACGAAUCUUCUACAUGCUAAAUAACACGUCUACGUCUUUUGCAAUUCUCGUUCAGUACGCACCAGCCCGCGACACAGUAAACAAUGGACGUUUGAACGUUAUACACGUGAAAGAAAAAAAAUAAAGACAAAAGUACAGAUUUAUACGGAAAUAGAUGUAUUGUGUAAUAACUGUUAGAGCGCAUGCGCAAUUGAAGAGAAUCUCCUUCACACUAGAUGGAAAGUAACGGAUUUGAUACUCAAUAUUCUAAUGAUACCAAUACAGUAAUACCACCUGUGUGAGGAUAACGUAAUCAGCUUAUAAAAAGAACCGAUCUGAUUCGACCUAAUGAAAAUUUAAUUUAAUUGGAUCAUAUUGAUUGUGACUGAUCAAGCGUCUAAGGUACGCUCUGUAGUAUUGGUCUUAUUAUAUCUUCUCGUGUAAAAAAAAUUUGAAGAUUAAUUACUCUCUAUACUUUCUAUCCAAGAUAGCUGUCCCGUGGAGGUUUCGUCGAAUAUAUCUAUUCGAUUGUUAUAUCGGCUUUCAAUCGCCACCAUUCAGAAAUCAAUUCUCGAUCGAUCGGAAACGACUGAAUCUUAUCUCUAGAUUCCAAUCGAAUCGAAUUUUCUGGAUUCAUCUUGUAGAGUCCAUCUUUGAUCUUCUUUGGGGGGGAGCAAAAAAAUGAUAAAGUAAAAUCACUUCGACGUCGCUUUAUGCCCCUUUAAACCAUGAAGUAGAAGCAGAAUCGAGCCAGUCAAAAUUUUCUUUAUCGACGACUUGGACCACGGACGUCAACUGACGAACAUUUCUCCUACCAUGUCCACGACCGAGAAGCUUUUCUCAAUUCUUUAUCUAAGCCACCCUAAGCCGUUGAGCGGCAACGUGGCACGUGAUAUCAACAAAAAAAAAGUAAGAGAGAGAGAAAGAUAGAGAAUGAGCGAGAGAGAGAGAGAGAGAGAGAGAGAGAGAGAGAGAGAGAGAGAGAAUAUACACCUUGCACGUACUUAAUGUGUUUCGUAGAUUCCAAUUUAAAAGAAUAAAAUACCAUCCCCCCCUCUGUAGGUCCGUCUUGACGCCAAUAAAAUCAAAUCCCGACUGCCAUUAUCAACGGCAGGGAACAUCGAACACGUCACGUUGCGCAAUGCUCUUCGCGAAUUUCCUUUUAUUUCACGAUUCGUCGUAAAAAAGUCGAUUCUCCCUAUAAGCGCGACCUUUUUCCUCAAUCUCGUCCCCCAUGUCCUCUCUCCACGUCCUACAAUUUUAUUUCCUCCCAUACUUUUCACUCUUACCAUAAUUCCCUUAUUUCUUUCUCUCCUUUCACGAGAAUCUCGACCCAUUUAUCAUUCGAGCAAAAUCAUUAUCGUUCGUGUCCACGUGACACUGUAUGAAAUUUUCGUCGGACGUGAGAAGGAAAAGGCGAAAUGAAAAAAAAAAAUAGAGAAAAAUAGAGAUAAAAUAACAGCGCGUUUCAAGGCGGUCCUAUACCAAGGCUAGGCCGGACGUGACGUAUAAAAAAUAAAAAUGAAAAACAUUUUAUUGAUCGAUCUUACCAAUCUGUAGGAUUCAUUGACAAGAGCAUUGUUAGACCCGAGAUAACAGAGGGGGGACAAGAAUGGCCAGGUGUUACCUUUUGAAUGCGCCGAAAGCAAAAGAAAAAUUAAGAAAAAAAGAGAUAAAGAAGGGAAUACCUUAUAAUAGUAAAAAAAAAGAAGAACACGAAUUUUUCUAUGUACAUAGUACCUAUUAUAUCUACACCCGUGUUUAAUUGCGUGCGUAAUAUUAUCCUUUGAGCGAACGUUAAUUAAUGAUGAAAAUGGGGAAAAUGAUGAAAAAAAAAGGAAUUCCAACUGCAUCGCAAACAUGAUUCUUCCGGCUAGAGAGGGAUUCCGUCUUGACGGUGUUUGUCGGGGGUGUGAAGAAUAAAAGAAAAAAAAAAAGCAAGAAAAGAAAAUAUGACGACAACAAGUAUUGACGAGAGGAUCUUUCGAGCCGGCAGAAUAUCUGGGGCGUCACUCGUAACCAAAAUGACUAUUCAGAGACAACGACACAACGCAUUAUGAAGUAAUAAUGAUACUUAACAUUAUUAACAUUAUUAUUACGACAAUUAUGAUUAUGAUGGUGAUGAUGGUGAUUAUUAUUAUUAUUAUUAUUAUUAUUAUAAAUAUUAUACAUAAAUAUAUAUAUAUAUAUACAUACAGUAGCGAAAGGUACGAUGAAGAAAGUUAGUGGAUAAGCGAGAGAUAUUGAAACCGUGAGAUAAAAUAAUUAGGCUUUAGCUUUGUACGUGAGAGUGCUAAAUUAAAAGAAAAGAAAAAAAAAUGAAAAACCAAAAAGGAACGAAAACUCAAAAAUUAAGUGAUAAUCAAUGGAGGGAAAGCAUACGUAUGAUUGGCGAUGAUUUAAAAGAUUGUUCUUUUUUUUUUCGAUUGCCAUUUGGUCAAACAAAUUCGCGUACCAUCGUCCUUGAGCGGACUUGUGCGAUUUUUAGGAUAUGGUUUUUGCAAACUGGAUCGCUCGCAUUUCCAACGAAAUUUGCAAUUCUACAUAUGGCUGAUGGUCUGUCGAGCGUUUGUGCAUCCGCCUGCAUAUCCAACCGCUGACGUUAUUCUUACGAGUUUCUUCGAGACGCCCGUUCGUAUUGCGAAAAUUUCAGUCAGCAGAUCGGAUAUUCGAUAAACAAGAAGCAAUACUGUCGAUGCCUAUAAUGUUAUUAUCAAGCCUUUGAAGAAAGAAAAAGGGAGUAAGACGAUAAAGAAAAAAAAAAAAUCUUGAGUGAUGAAAAUAAAAACCAAUAGCUUAAGGUUGUUUAUCGCGAAACACGUCACGACACACGACUGAUCACGUAACAUUCCAUGCAGAAAUCUCGAUCGUAGCGAAAUUUCGACAGGAGUUUAAGGUUAUUGAAGAAGGUUUGAAGUUCGCAUGAAAUUAUUAGCAGGUCGCAGUAUCGCUGACGAUCGAAAACUGUCCGAGCUAUCGAAUGACAAUUAGACUGGUCGUGGACCCAAAAAGCCAAGAAACAUUAAAACCAGAUGAAUAUUCGCGAAUAAAGUUAGAAAGCACCCAAAAGAUUAGAGAAAUCUUUAUCGUUUCUCUUGUGCCCAAAAAUCGCACGAAACUUGCUCAGGAGUUAGGGGGAAAAAAAUAAUUAAAUUGCAAAGAGACAGAGACGAAGGUUUGAACCAAGAGAGCGAAGAUAUUAAAAAAAUAAAAGAGAGAGACAAGAAUGCGAGAGAAAGGAUAAAUACAAAGAGCGACGUAAAAAAAAAAAAAAAAAAAAAAAAAAUUAAAGAGAAAAAAAUGGUGAAUAACAAAAUGGGAAAACCCUUGUAUAAAGUAGCGUGCGUAGUGGCUAAAAAAUAUUGGUACAGGAAUAAAAAGCAAGAACGAGUUUGUUGUUGAACAUAAUAUUAUGUAACAUUUAAAAAUGACGAUGAAGAUGACGAUGAUGAUAAUAUUAUAUUGUUGUUAGAUAUAUAUAUAUUAUAUAUAUAUAUUGAUAUAAAAAUGAAAUAAUCUAGAUUUUAAGGGUCGACACUAUAACACGGCACACAUAACCACACGCGCGCACACACGAUUACACACGAAUACACAUCGACACGGUUUCGUAGAAGGGCCCUGCGUAGAGGGGUGCCAAAAACACAAGACACGCCCCUGGGCAUGGUUUCCACUUUGCAUUCAUCCUCGUUUUUCUUUGUUUUCUUCCUUUACAAAGUGUAAAAUACAUCAAGUGGAUACGCGCCUUCUUGUUCGUUCGUCAGACAACUUUGCAUUCGGAAGGAUACGUGCGCUUCGGGUGUUUUCGUCAAUACCCGCAGUCCACUUAUACUUGAGGAAUGAAUAUUAAUAAAUUAAAGAAGAAAAAAAGAAACAAUUUCUUUUGUAAUUAUUACUCUUCUCGAUCGUCAAAUCAAAUCGAGCGUAUCCAUGAUAGACGGUAAUCGAGCUUUUCAUCCGUCUACGUUUUAUUUAACCCACAAAGUAUUUCCGUUUUAAGACUCUUCUCCUUCGAGAUAAAUAAAUAGGGGGAGUGAGAGUCAGAAUUAUUGGAAGAGAGAGAGAGAGAGAGAGAGAGAGAGAGAAUGAGAAAGAGAGAGUGAGAGAGUAAAAAUAAAAAAGGAAACUGACGAAAAAGUAAAAAGCCACUGCGGGGGCGCGCCACACCGUUAUAGCUCUUAUUACUAUAGUAAUAUUACGAGUAAUAAUAAAUAAAAAGGAAAAUAACAAAAAGUAUGCAUUUAUGUUAUUUAGUUCUAACCAUUGAAACGUGAGGAAAAAAGCAUAAUGAAAAAAAAAAAGAAAUAAAUCGAUCAUGUUACCAAAACGCAUGUUGUACUUGAUUUAACAACGUCCCGAAAUUCCUUCCUUGAAUUUGCAAAUUCUUUCUUUUCACGACAAAACUAUUCAGCAAGAAUAAUAUUUUCAGAAACUGUAUAGCUUCCAUGUUUGUUUCGUCGAGUCUGCAAAUUACACGCGAGUCGUCAACCUAGAUACCGAUUGUGCCUUACGCAACGGUCUAAAAUACCAAUGUCAGAAUUGCUUAGAUCGACAAACAUAUUUCGUGCGCCGAGUUGGGCGUCAUUUUAUUUUCCAUGGGUCAUUGAGCAGUGCAAUCAAGAUUCUCAGUCCGUGAGGACGUCAGGGUCGUGAACGUUUUAGUAGAAUUUUUAUACUUUGUCCGGCAGAAGUUAAACGCAACAUAUACAGCGUAUACUUGGGUUUUCUUCAUAAUAUGGGAUAUCUGAAGUGCUUGUAGCAUAAGAGAAGAGCGUUAAAAAUAUAAUAGAUAAUAAAAAUGACAAGCAUGGAGAAUCCAUGUGUAAUGGUCGCGCUGGUUCUUACGUUCCUGAUGAGAAUCAUCGUGGCCGACGAUGCCAUUCUUACGGUGAACGUGAAAAAGCCUAUAGCAAUAGUCAGCGAGAAAUUUCUCAGCAUGACUCUGGAUCCAGCUGUACUACUUACCGGGGACGUACUCACCUCGAGUACGGAAAGGAGCACCAAUAUGGCAAGAGGACUUGCACCAGCUUACGUCCGCCUUGGCGGAUCGCACAGCAAUUCAUACACGUUUGAGCGAGCCCUCUUUCCUCAGGAUGCUAAGAGCGAUCCAGACUACACAUUUUCUGAGGCGCAUUGGGUUCUGGUACAGCAGUGGGCUGAGAAGGCGGGACUUGAGGUGAUAGCGUGCAUUGCACCCCAACAAACUAACAGUGGUUCUCAACCUCCAACUUGGGAUCCUAGAAACGCCCUGGAUCUCAUCUCCUUCAGUGAUCACAUGGGAUACAACAUGAGCUGGCAAUUGGGCUAUGAAUGUCAAACACGAUGUGACAUACCUGGCAAUGAUCUUGGAAAGGAUGUGUUGCGCUUGCGAAAUAUGCUUGACGCUUUUCCAAGGUAUUCAAGUAGUCUGAUAGCUGGACCAGAUAUAGUCACCUUUAAGAGCAAACAGCAACUGCAAUAUCUUCAGGAUUAUCUGAACUCGGCAGGACCGGCGCUCUCGGCAAUAACCUGGCAUCCAGAUUUAGCUGGUAUCACUUUGGACUCUGAUGGUGUCUCUCUUUUGCAAGAUAAUCUCGCUGCGGAGAGAGACGCUCUUUAUAAAGUUGUUGGCCGUUCCAUUGCGAGGAAGCCACUUUGGAUAGCCGAGUCCAAAUCUGAGGAAUGCAAGAGACAAUUUUUGGGUGCCCUCGUUUGGGCCAGAAGACUCGGAAAUUCUGCUAAACUUGGAAUUCAAGUUUUUAUGAGGCAGCCUGACACGUCAAACUUGUUUCAUCCAACUCCAGACUACUGGGUAUCCUUACUUCACAAGACUCUGGUGGGCCGUGAAGUUCUGGACCUGAAAGUGACAUCGGGAAAUAAGACACAUGUUCACUUUUAUUGUCAAUGUACCAGACCUUCUUCGAGGUACGAAAAAGGCUCAUUAACCAUCUUUGGCUUGAACUUGACACCUAGUAAGAUUGUGGCCAGCCUGAAGGGCCUGAAGAUUAAGACGAUGCACAAGUACAUACUGAUGCCAGGAUAUGACAAUUCGAAUAGAAUGUUUGCUGAGACUGUACUACUCAAUAACGAACCCCUGAGUCUUGUUAAUGAAAAGGACUUGCCCGAACUAAAUCCCGUGGUUGUACCCAGCAGCAAAGGCAUGCUCUUAAAACUUCCAUCAGGAGGGAUAGGUUUCUGGGUUGUUCCUGGUCUGAAGGUCAAGUCCUGUAUGAGUCACGAGGAUGACAGCAUCGAUAAAAUGUUGCUCAAGAAACUGACCAAAAGGCUUGAGGAGGCUGAGCUCGAGGAGGAUGCUGGUCACGAGGACGAGGAUGAUCAGGAUUUGUAUGCGGAUUCGACGGAGGAAAGGAAAAGUUUGAUAAAGCAAAAGAAGAAGAAACGAAAGCAUCGACACAGCGAGGAGGAAGAGGAUGAGAGAAAAUUUCGAAAAAUCGAUGCCAAGAAGGAAUUUGAAAAACUUGAAAAAUUACUUAAGAGAAGGGAUAAUAAUAACGAGGAAAGAAAAUCUCUUAAUUCAAAGGGACGCGUAGGACUCUUAAUGUACGAUGAGAGUAAUGAGAAGGAUAAUACGCUUGAAGAUGAGACUUCGAUUGUUCAGUUGAAAGCAAGCGGAAGACAUGACUCCGGUGAAGAAAUACGGGCUAAAUUAGAAGAAUAUAAAAAUCGAUUGAACGAAUAUGAGAAUCGAAAGAAAGUACAGGAAGAAAUGGAUUUGGACUUUGAAGAGAAAAAAAUUAAUUCAAAAAUAGAAGAAGAUUCGAAGGACGUGGAUACUCAAAAAGCACUUGAAGCACUCAAGCUCAUAGCCAAAGUAGAACAAGCCAUGAAGAGUCUCGACAAAACGGAGGCUAAUGCACAAAUUGAGACAUUGAAGAAGGAACAUUCUAAUGGUCCAAUAUCCGAUUUGACGGCUGCUAAUUCAGAUAAUGACGAAGACAUUCUCGAGGACGAAUUGCAGAAAUCGGAAAAGACUAAAAGAAUGAUCCUUCCAAAAUUAAUGAUUGAAAAUCAAUUAAGUGCUAUUUUACAGUUAUUGAAUGCUGAUAGUUCGAAUAAGGAACGACCUGAGAAGGAUGCACCUUAUGAUCCUGAGGAGAUGAGGGAAACGAAAGACGAAUAUAAAAAUGAAAGAUUCAAAAGAGAUUUGGAUAAAUUAUUUGGGGAGGAUCCUUUAGGACUGAGACGGGAUAGUAUUUUCAAAAAAAGAACAAAAAAUGAAGAAGCGAAGGAACGUAGAAUGGAAAGAAGAAACCGAAAGAAGGAGAAGGAGGAUGCCCUGACUAAAAAAGAAGUUCAAGCCGGUAUUUUUGAUCCCAAGAAUAUUGACAGUAUUGAGAAUAAUUUCUUUGGAUUUCAGCAACGAGAACCUUCGGCAAACUUUCCUCGUGGCGAUGUUUUCCUCAACACUGGGACUUCAUCGGAGGAAAUUGAAAAUGAUUAUGACUAUAUUCAGGAUGACGAUGAUAUGGCGACUGAUCAAAAAUCUCUCAAGAAAUCGAAGAAGAGAUCGAAGUCUAAGACCAGAACGCCCUCUAGAAAAACUGCUGAACCGGAUGACACGUGGGUAGAAGAUGGUACCGAUGGACUCGAUCAUGCACCAAACGAAUUUUACGAAAACGUAAGGAUGCCCAUGAUACGUAUUAAUGAAAAAUUAAAGGAUUAUGGCGAGCUGUGGGAAGCCGAAUCUCUGCAGAAAGGAUUCGGAGGAAUGGACGAUACGAAAAUCCAAGCUACCGACACAGUUGCUGAAGAGAUAGUGAAAGAGAAUCAUCUGGACGAAAAUAUGGAUAAACGGGCGAAAGAAACAACAGUGAAGAAGCUGCUUAAAUAUUAUGAUAAUUCCGAAGUAAUGAAUGACGAGCCUGAAGUAGAUUUCUCUGGAGAGAAAUUGGGCAAACGAAAGCAAAAAUUAAAAUCGUCAUUAAAGAAAGAUUCUAAAAAUGGAAAAGAACUUUCCUCGCAUAGGAAUAAUAAAGAUCAGGUUAGCAGUAAGAAAAGAGUGAAGGUCGAAGAAUCUGAAGAGGAAGAGGAAGACGAAGAUUUCGGAUCAAUGCAAUUCAGAAAUACUGAAGAAUCCGAGGAGGAACCAAUCUAUGAGGAGGAGAGCACAGAGGAAAAGCAAAACAGAAGAAGAACCAGAAGAAAAAUCAGUGAUCUCGAUUCUAUCUUCAAUAACGAAAUGAUCAAUCAAGACGAUGACAAUUUAAAGGAUUGUCAAUGCAGAGUGAUUCGAGGUGGCAGAUGGGCCGAUCAAUGUAAACAUUACAAAUCCAAAAAUGACCGAAAAAGGCGCGAUCUCGAAGAACCCGCAAAUCUCUACAGUGCUGGAAAUGCUCAUAACUCAGAGAAACUCAUAACCCCAGAAACCGAUUCCACGCUGCAGAACAAUGUAGAAAUAACUGAAUCUAACGAAGACGAAGAUACAAAAGGAAUGGACUUAAAUUCAAGAACGGCGGAAGUCGUUCAAGCGUCCCCGAGAAUGCAGGAUGCUGAAGAAAUCCUUUCAGUAAGUCCGCUAGUUACUGAAGAAAAACCAAUAGUUGGAAUAAUUCAAGAAACCCACGAAGAACCAGCUCUACUAACACAAGAGACUCCAGCUAAACAAGUUAAACGGUUGAAUAAAUAUUCCGAGUCCGCAGUGACGGACAAUUUAAAUGAAAACUCCAGCGUAAUCAACACUGGACAGAGUAAAGAUCCUAGAGUCGAAAUCGUGGAAAAACCGAAAGUAGGGAGUACCUUUCGUGAGAAAUCUGAAGAAGAGUAUAAGGAAAUGGAAACAAAUUUGCAAGGAGAGGCAGGAGCGUCUGAGAAGACUUCAACGUUGGAGAUGGUUCGAGUGCCUGAAGUAUCUGAGCACUUAACGGAAUCUCACUCUAUUCCGAAUCCUGCAGUAAUACCAGCAGUCAACGAUAUUAGCAUCGAUAACACAGAACACAACAGUAACAAUGAUAAUACUAAAUACCUGUCCAAUAUACAAGAUCAGAACGAGGACAAUAAAGUCAUUGAAGCAACAAGAGAAACUGGAACAGAUACAGUAAAAAUGGAAAGACAGAUCAAUCAAGAGGAAGAAUCAAAAGUUGAUGAGAAAUUCCCAUCCGAAGCAACAGCUAAAUUGAUUGAGGAAAUGAAAUCAGAUAAAGACAUUAAUAUUGAACAGAACCGUGCUCCUAGGAAAAUGACAGAAGAAUCCAUCGGUAAUGGACCGCAAGUUGAAAUAACUGCUGCCGAGAUUAACCAGUCUUCGUCACAAAAAGUAGAACCGGUGGGUUCGACAAAUGUAAAUACGAAUGACGUCGUUGCCCAAAAUGAUAAAGUUGAUAGCACCAAAGAAAAGCCGAAGACCCUUACAAGUUUUGAAGAUUUGGCAAAAGCAUACGAGACUAAAGCCGCAGCGAAAUCGGAAGCUUUGACGAAUUUGAGGAAGGAAAGUGAGAUGAAAAAAAUAGAAGUAAAGAAGGUUAUGGAAACUGCAAAAUUGAAGUCGACGGAAAAUGCAAAGUAUCAGGAGUACCAAAGGAAACGAGCGGAAAAAUUGGAGAAGUUGAAAGAAAAAUUGAGGGCGAAACGAGCUAAGAUUUUGCAGCAAUAUCGCGAGGAGCUUUUGGAAGCUUUAAGCAAGUGCGACAGCGAAGUGGAAAGGAAUCUUAAGAGAAGGGAAAUAUGGGAAGAAAUGAAGAAUCAUAAGGAUCUUCAAGACGUUGCCGAUAAAGAAAAACUCGCUUAUAUAAUGAUGUACAAACCGAUAGAUUACAGUUCUAUAAGAGAAGAAAGUGCCGAGUCAAAUGUCCAGGAAAGAAGAUAUAUACCGGAAGUUGAAAUAACGAGAUCUCUGCCAGAUCAUAGAAUGCAAAGAAUAAGCGUGGAGAAUCGUCUUCAUACUUUUCAAGAUCCAAAAAUAAUGCAUUACGAGGAUCUAUUGAGAACCGAUAAUAAUUUUGAAAAUUCGAAGAAGACACUGCAACAAGAAUUGAACGAUGAAGAAAAUUUGGAAAAUAGUCUCCAACCGGUUAAAUCUUAUUACGCUAUUGUGGAGAGCAUUGAGAAUCCAAAAAUAUUCGAAGAAAGUUUAUUGAAGGUAAAUAGGAAAUCUGCCAAACAGAAAAAUAAUUAUUUGAAAGAGAGUAAUGAUAACUUUCUUUGGACAAACGAUCCCUAUGAAUUAGAAAAAUAUUAUAACAAAAAACAAUAUAAGGAUGAUCAUCUGAAUAUAGAAAUGGACCACAAUGAUUUGCAAGAUUUAUACGAAAUCCCUCGUCAUGCGAAAGAAAAUUUAAGAGAAGAAAAAAAUGACUUAAAAUACUGGAAAAGCAAUCAUCAAGAUGAGGAUGAAAAAGAAAAUCUGAAUCGUCCAUUACUCGCAAUUGAUGCUUCAAAGUACAAAGGUGGAGAACCUAAAUUGGAAAUUCACGAUGAAAAUUACGAAACGGAGGAUACGCUUGAUGAUUUAGAAGAGAAUGGAAAAGUGUGGAAAAAAUAUAACAAAAAGAACUAUAUAAAUACCAGCAAAUCGCCUUCGAAGAAGUAUAAAAAUUCUGACAGUCCAUUAUCCUUUGUCCUUGGCAUGGUAGAUAAGGAUAAAUCCGCGCAGAAUAGCGAAGAAAGUGAAUCGUUGGAAUAUAAUUCGAAGAAAAAUCAAAAAAUUAAAAAAACAUCGAAAUAUAAAUCAUUAAAUCCUGCAGCGAUGGACCAGCAUAUUCCAAAAGCAUUCUACUCGAAUAAACGACAUCCGCAGACAAUGGAAUCCCUAAAAACUGAAGGAUAUCUCGAAAAUUACAAAAAUCCUAUAGAAACAGUGAAAAAGGCUGCAUUCCCAGUAGCGGAAAUUGCGGAAAUCGAAAAAUACGAAAAUCGUAUAGACGAAUCCGUCCCCGUUGAGUCCGAAGCGACGCUUGUGAAUCAUUCAGACGUAAAUGACGAAAGUAACGUUCGUGUACGAAGAUAUUUGGCGGCUGAUUCAAAUCGGCCAAGCGAAGAACCUUCAAUGAGAUGGCGACCAUUAUUUUCAAAGUCCAAAUUAUCGAAAAGAAAAGAAAGAAACGUAGAACGUGGAAAAUGUAACUAUAUGUGCCUUAAGGAAGACUCGGGUGAAUCUUCAGCAGAAGAUCAAAACAGACUCUUCAAAUUGGUCAAAGAGGAGGACCACUACAAAGCCGUUCCUGUAGAAAAUGUUGAGAUCAAGGAGAAAUACGUUUCCAAGAAGAAUCUUAAGUCUUCGGAGUACAGUAACAGCAGAAAACACAUGAGUCCCAAGUACGAUAAAUAUGUCUCACAGGAAGUUGGAUCUGAAGAAUCGCCAAGAGAAUUUUCCCCUGAAAUUGUGUCCUUUAGAAAAAAUAUCGAGCAUCGUCCAAUAAGUCAGUAUGAAAUUAAUGAUAUUAUUCAAAGUGGAAAAUAUAAUUGGAAGGAUAUUACAAAAAUGAAUACGAACAAGGAAUACGACCCAAGAAUGUAUAAAGAUAUGAACCCAACAGGAAAAAGUCCACGUUACGUGAGAAAGGAUUCUCAGGAAGUCGAAGAUCAUCGCCAAGACUACAAGGAUCAGUCUGGAAGAAUAUCUUUGAGAAAUUCGGAAAAUCAUUUUGUCAAAAUGUACGACGACGGUGACUUCAUAAAUAAACAUCAGGAUCUUUUGGUUGAUUUACCCAAAAAAUAUCCAAAUGGAAUCCAAGUCAGAUUUCAUCAGGAUGAAGAUGGACCCUCGAUUAGUAACGACGAUGAUAUUGAUUCUUUGGAUUUGGAUGACGCACUUGGCUCCAGCAAGUACGAAUUACUGAUGCUGAUACCGGUAAAAAGUCACAAACGAAGCAGACAUCGGCGAGAGAUAAGAAACGAAAUUACUAGAAAUGAAGAAAGUAAUAACAGUGGCAUGAACGAAGUUUGGCCGGAAGUUAUGGACAUUAAGCAUAAUGCAAAACAUCUUCAGGAUUACAUUGCAAAGCGGAAGGAGCACGCUGAGGAGUUUGAGAAAAUUCAAAAAGAUAUAGAUUGGUAUUUGAAAAAAAUGGGAAAGACAAAGAACAAAGACAACACUUUUUCAACAUAUCCUAAUACGAUUGAAAUUCUCGAAAAUAAGGUGAUGCCGUAUGAACACCCAAAAAGUAAUAUUUUCAAAACCACGAUUCGCCCUACCGAAGAUAAUGAUCCGAAAAAGACGAGUAAUUUUGAGGAAGUACUUGAAAAUUCAACACCAACAUCCUUUUUGGAGGAAGUCAUUCCAAAAAUUGCUACCGAACUGACGAAGACAUUCGAAAAGACCGGAAAUCUGACAAAUUCCUUAGAAAGCUUUAUUGACGACUUUCAGGGCAGAUUCAACGAUACCUUAAAAAAUAAGCAAAACGAAACUAUUGAAAAUCUAUCUCCGACAAGAAAAAUUACCCAUAAUGUUUUCAAUACUGUCAUUACACAUGUUAACAAGUUUUUCGCUUUUAUAUCUGGAUUAGCUCGCAUUUUUCACAGGCAUUAAUUAUAUAACAAUGUCAAAUACUUUUCCUUAAUUAUUUAUUUUUUUACUUUUAAAUCAUUAACAUAACAUUAAUAAUAAAUUUUUAUUAUACCGUAUAUAUAAAUUUAUGUACAAAUAUCCAUCAAGCAUUAACAGCCUAUUGUAAUAUUAUCCGUACGCACACAUUGUCCCACGAUGAUGUUUAAAGAAUAUUAAUAAACAAAAAUUGAUUAUACGUCA
Messenger RNA from Cephus cinctus (wheat stem sawfly), 16682 nucleotides. RefSeq lists its product as uncharacterized. Bases 8799 to 16463 code for a protein of 2554 amino acids. Gene Ontology annotation, cellular component: extracellular matrix. NCBI's taxonomy places the organism in Eukaryota, Metazoa, Arthropoda, Insecta, Hymenoptera, Cephidae. The transcript has 9 exons. The record is from RefSeq and is a predicted model, not a curated record.